AUUAUUUAUAUCUUGAAAUGGCUGAAAGUACCACUCAAAAUGUUAAUUGGGCAGAAAUCUCAGAUGAUGAAGAAAUCAUUCAACCAUAAGCUUAAGAAACAUAACUUUAAGAAAAUUAAGCUUAAGAAGUCAAAUAAGAAUAACCAUAAGAAUAAAAUAAUGAACAAAAGAAAUAGUCAAAAAAGCCAUAUCAAAAGCAUCAUAAGCCAGAAUGGGUUAGACUUAAGGAGUUGUAAAAGAAAUAGGCUGAACAAAUUUAAAAAGAGUAAUAAGCUGCAUUAGAGGCUCGAAGAAUCAAACCAAGUGUAUUCAAAAUUUAUAGAUCUAUAGAAAAACAAUUUCCAAGGACUUUUGAACGACAGUGACGAAGAAGAAUAAAAACCUGAAGAAUAAGUCUAAUCUGAAUAAUAGACAAAAGAAUAAGAAUAACCUAAAGAAGAGUAGGUCGAUUAAUACCAAUGUAUGUGUAUUUAAUAAUACAUUAGUAUUGAAACAAAAAUAAACUCAAGAAGAAAAAUAAUAAUAAUAGAAGAAGAAAGAUUAAAAGAAAAAAGAAAACGAGGACUUAGAUGCUAUUUUGAAUGAAUUAGGGUUUACUCAAAAAGAAACUGAAUAAGCUGGAGAUUAAGAAAAAAAAAAGAAGAAAAAGAAUAAAAAUAAGGAUGCUGAAAAAUAACCAGCCUAAACUUCUACAGAAAAAUAACCUGAAUAAUAAUAGUAGUAAUAAUAAUAAUAAUAAUAAUAAUAAUAACAAUAACCUGAAAAAGUUGAUAUCAAAAAAGUCUUAGCAGAAAAAGCAAAAAAAUAAUAAGCUGGUACACAUCAAGUUGAUAAAGUAAUUUUAUAAACUAUUCUAGGACUUAGAAAGAGUGAAACAAGAAAUUGAGAAGAGAAACUAAAAGUCUAAGAAAAAUAAGAAAUAAGACUUAGAUCUUUGA
Paramecium octaurelia is the source of this 938-nucleotide messenger RNA. NCBI's taxonomy places the organism in Eukaryota, Ciliophora, Oligohymenophorea, Peniculida, Parameciidae. The record is from the annotation of a GenBank genome assembly.